AGCUGGGCUGCCCUGGGACACCUCCCCAUUCCUCUCCCCACCCCUCCCCCCUGCUUCUGUCUCUGUCACUCACGGGGCGGCCAGGCCGAGGCAGCCAUGGCAGCAGCACUGAUCUGGAUUCCUCUCCUUUCGGGUCUCCUGACAGGGCUGGGGGGCACUAAGGCCCAGCAGACCACCCUGCACCCACUCGUGGGCCGCAUCUUUGUGCACACCUUAGACCAUGAAACCUUCCUGCACCUUCCUGAGCAUGUCGCUGUCCCACCUACCACCCCCAUCACCUACCAGGCCCACCUCCAGGGAUACCCAGACCUGCCUCGGUGGCUCCGCUAUACCCAGCGAAGCCCCCACCAUCCUGGCUUCCUUUACGGUACCCCCACCCCAGAAGAUCGUGGACGCCAAGUCAUAGAGGUCAUAGCCUACAACAGGGACAACUUCGACACCACCCGGCAGAGGCUGGUGCUAUUGAUUGGGGACCCAGAAGGCCCCCUGAUACCAUACCAGGCUGAGUUCCUGGUGCGCAGCCAUGAUGUGGAAGAGGUGCUGCCCUCAACACCUGCCAGUCGCUUCCUCACAGCCUUGGGGGGGCUCUGGGAGCUGGGGGAGCUCCAGCUGCUUAACAUCACCUCUGCCUUGGACCGUGGGGGCCGUGUUCCCCUUCCCAUCGAGGGCCGCAAGGAAGGGGUGUACAUCAAGGUGGGCUCUGCCUCACCCUUCUCCACCUGCCUGAAGAUGGUGGCGUCACCCGACAGCCAUGCUCGCUGUGCCCAGGGCCAGCCUCCACUUCUGUCCUGCUAUGACACCUUGGCACCUCACUUCCGUGUUGACUGGUGCAAUGUGUCCCUGGUGGAUAAGUCAGUGCCGGAGCCUGCAGAUGAGGUGCCCACCCCAGGCGAUGGGAUCCUGGAGCAUGACCUGUUCUUCUGCCCACCCACUGAGGCCCCAGCCCGAGACUUCCUGACUGACGCACUGGUCACCCUCCUGGUACCUCUGCUGGUGGCCCUGCUGCUUACCCUGCUACUGGCCUACAUCAUGUGCUGCCGGCGGGAGGGACGGCUGAAGAGAGACCUGGCCACCUCUGACUUUGCCUUGGGAUCUUGGCAGCGCCUUCCUCCCCAAUCAACUCCAAGGAGCACACGGAAGCCUGGCGGCCAGCCUGGGAGGAAGUGGCCCAGACAAGUAGCUGGGAGGAUGGCGUGACUGUAGAGGACACCGAGCCGUGCCUGGGCACACAUGCACGCAUACCCAGCCGUCCCUGGCAGCACAGGGGAGGGCAUGGAAACACUCAGCCCCACCCUACUCACUGAGGGGUGAGAUUCCACUGGGCACUCAUACCCCGCUGUGCCCAGCCAAGGACAAAUAGCCAAAAUGUUUCCCUACCUCCACCCUGAGAUUCCACCUCACACCCCACUCCACCCUUCGCUCCUGCUGUUCCACAGCCAAUACUGUCCACAUGGCCCAGUGAGUGGCUUCCACCUUCACCCUAAACAGAGCCCCCCCCCCGCCCCCAUGUGUCCUGACUCUAGACAUUUCCUUACCACCACCUCUCAAUUGGUGAGGAGGAUCUCUGCCAGACAUGGGGACAUGGGACACCACCUACAGCUGGCCACUUACCCACCUGCAAGCUCCUCCCUUGUUCUUGAAACACCCCCCCCGCCAUUUCACAGAGAGUGCCCUUGGUGCAUUUGUUGGGGUUUGGGGUCAGAUUGAGCAGGGCUCAAAUUGCAGCUGUAACACUUAGUUUACUCAUGGACGGUUCAUCAUAACUGCCUCGGGCCAUUGAAGGAUUUGUGAGGACCAGUCAAGUGCCUGGCCCCUGGCAGCUCACUAAUGGAGACAUGAUUACAUACAACCACUCGCUUGAUCGCCCCCAAACCAGAGGUCCACGGGGUCUCCCUGCCUCCUAAGAUCCAAGUGAAGUGGGCUCAAUUUCCAUUCUGAGCCUUGUGAAGAGUUCAAGCUCUCCCCAUGAGUUUGGGGUGGGGGCUGAAAUUCUCACGCUCCUGGGCACUGGUCUUCUGCCCACUGCUGUGCUGUCUGCUAAGGCAGCUGCUGGCCACCUGAGGCCACCGAGCACUUGAAAUGUGGCCAGUUCAAAUUGAGAUGGGCUGCAAAUGUAACAAAAGUCAUAAUAUUGAGGCAUAUAUUGGGUUAAAUAAAAUAUACUAUUACAA
Messenger RNA from Hipposideros armiger (great roundleaf bat), 2171 nucleotides. It is a transcript of the gene SGCA, whose product is annotated as sarcoglycan alpha. The record is from RefSeq and is a predicted model, not a curated record. Lineage: Eukaryota; Metazoa; Chordata; Mammalia; Chiroptera; Hipposideridae. The coding region runs from base 97 to 1197 and encodes 366 amino acids. The transcript has 9 exons. Gene Ontology annotation, cellular component: sarcoglycan complex; membrane. Gene Ontology annotation, molecular function: calcium ion binding.